Messenger RNA from Lathyrus oleraceus (garden pea), 879 nucleotides. RefSeq lists its product as uncharacterized. The record is from RefSeq and is a predicted model, not a curated record. The transcript has 5 exons. The coding region runs from base 1 to 879 and encodes 292 amino acids. NCBI's taxonomy places the organism in Eukaryota, Viridiplantae, Streptophyta, Magnoliopsida, Fabales, Fabaceae.
AUGGGUUAUUAUGAUCCUUUACAGUAUCCUAUAUUGUUUCCGUUCGAAACUCACAGUUGGGACAUAGAAACAAAAACUAAUGUUGGAAAAAAUGUUACAUGCCGAGAAUUCGCCGUAAAAUCUGGUCGACUUUUACAACAGUAUGUUAUAGACAAUUAUGUAAAGAUUGAAACAGGAAGGUUGAGAUGGAACCGAAGAAAUCAAAAUGAUAUUCGGUCUGAGGUAUAUCAGAGGUUACAAGAUGCAUUGCACAAUGGGGAGAAUGACGCAGAUAAUGUCGGACAAAGAACAAUAUUGCCAUCGUCAUUUAUUGGCAGUAAGCGAGAUAUGACACAAAGAUACCAAUAUGGUAUGGCUAUUAUUCUUAACAAUGAUGAACAUAUUUUGUUAUCUUUUGAUGAGGUUAGGGGUGAUACCCAUAAUCUAUAUCAACAUGAAUACUUACACAAAAUUGCUCCUGGUACUUUACCACCACAUAUUUUAAAGAUAAAAUUAGGGAAUUUGCUUGAUGUUGAAAUACUUACAGGCCACAACACUGUAAAAAGAGCUUUCUUGCCAAGAAUUAAGCUCAAAACCACUGAUGGUGCGGGACUUCCUUUUGAGCUUAUUAGAAAACAAUUUCCUGUCAAACUAAGUUUUGCAAUUACUAUAAAUAAAUCACAAGGAAAAACAAUUCCAAAUGUCAUAAUUUAUCUUCCACGACAUGUUUUUAGUCACGGACAAUUAUAUGUUGCUUUAUCAAGAGGUGUUUCGCGGGCUACAACAAGAGUGCAAAUUAAAGACGGAAGAGUAGAGAUGGAAGAAGGGGAUUUUACCAAAAAUAUAGUUUUUAAAGAAAUUUUGUUGUCACAAACUCAUGUUUUUAUCUAUUAUGUUUAA